AUGGCCGAUUCCGAGAGCGGCUCCGGCGAGAACCAGACCAUCUCUGAUGGGUUCAUCCUGGUGGGAUUUUCCUACCUUGGCGAGCUGCAAAUCCUUCUGUUUCUGGUGCUUCUGGUCCUCUUCCUGGUCACCCUGAUGGGGAACCUGCUCGUUAUCCUCCUGAUAAAGCUGCACCCCUCCCUCCACACCCCCAUGUAUUUCUUCCUGGUCAACCUGUCCUUCUCGGAAAUCUGCUUCACCACCAGCGUGGUCCCUCAGCUGCUGGUUCACCUCCUGGUGGAGGAAAAGACCAUCUCCCUUGCGGGCUGCACCGCCCAGAUGUACGUCUCUGGCAUCAUGGGCCUCACAGAAUGCUGCCUUCUCUCAGCCAUGGCCUACGACCGCUUCGUGGCCAUCUGCCACCCCUUGCACUACACGACCAUCAUGAGUGGCCGGGUGUGCGCCCAGCUCGCGGGGGCAUCAUGGGCCAUCGGCAUCUCGGUGGAAGUAGCUCUGUUCACGUGGCUCUUCAGCCUGCCCUUCUGCGGAUCCCACCGCAUCCACCACUUCUUCUGUGACGUCCCUCCCAUGCUGAAGAUGAUCUGCACCGACACAUCGAAGAUUAUGAUGGUCGGAUUCACUGUGUCGGUGCUGUUCAUCUUGGGCCCUUUUUUGCUGAUCCUCCUGUCCUAUAUCUGCAUUCUUUCCACCAUCCUCAGGCUGCCGUCGGCGGAGGGGAGGCGUAAAGCCUUCUCCACCUGCUCUGCCCACCUCUCGGUGGUGACGUUGUUCUACGGAACGGCCCUCGUCACCUACCUGGUACCCAAGUCUGGCUCCACCCCCGAGAGCGAUCAAAUGAUUUCCCUCUUGAACACCAUGGUGGCCCCCGUGUUGAACCCCGUCAUAUACACGCUGAGGAACAAGGAGGUGAAGGGCGCCUUGAGAAAAGCAAUAGAGAAAAUCAUCUUUGCUCACCACCGGAGAAACCAGAGAAUGGAACGUUGA
Pelodiscus sinensis (Chinese soft-shelled turtle) is the source of this 984-nucleotide messenger RNA. NCBI's taxonomy places the organism in Eukaryota, Metazoa, Chordata, Testudines, Trionychidae. The record is from RefSeq and is a predicted model, not a curated record.